AUGAAGCCCCGAGCCCUGCUGCUGCCGCUUGCAGUGCUGGCCCUGAAAUGGAACUGCUGGAGCUUCCUAGGUGCUGGCUCCAGAUGGUCACCUCGGCGUGCGCUCUCGAAGCGACGCGCCGCAGAUGAUCAGCUUCCGGAGGCACCACCCGGCGGGCGGGUCAUUCACGUCGAGUAUUGCAACGAUUGUAAGUUCCUGCCGCGCUAUCUCAAGCUGAGGAAGGCAAUGGCAGACCGCUUUGGUGAGCGGGUCCUCUGCUUCGGCAACCACGAGGAGACCUUGCAGGAACUCUGCAGGACGCCCAAGCCGCGCGCCGGCUCCUUUGAAGUGGUCGAUAUGCAGUCGAAGAAGUGCCUCUACACAAAGCUCGGCAGUGGGCUCCAUGUCACUGAGAGGCAAGAGUGGAUGGACCAGCUCUUCGAUGAGAUUGAAGCUCUUUGCGAGGCCGGCUGA
This is a messenger RNA of Symbiodinium sp. CCMP2592, 453 nucleotides long. NCBI's taxonomy places the organism in Eukaryota, Dinophyceae, Suessiales, Symbiodiniaceae. The record is from the annotation of a GenBank genome assembly.